ACUUACUUCUCAUAAUGAUUGAAAUUUCAGAUGUGAAUAUGUCAGUCAGAGUGUAGAUGGAAGAAAAUUUGUCCAUUAAUAUGGUUGGGAAGAAUUUGGGCCCCGUUUUUUCUCUUGCGAUCUCGUGUCUCUUUACAUCAACAGUUCUUGGCAAUCAGUGGGACGAAUUGGCACGUUAUGAAUCAGAACGUUCGGCACGUGAUAUCGAGGGCUCAGCGUAUGACUAUGACGACGAUGAGGAUCAGGACUAUGGGAGUAACUCGGAGAUUUUGCCGAGUAGAGUUGUUCCAGAACCUUCUAGUCCUACCUUCUCUCUCCCUUCCUCCCGUAGUUCAGUGGGUAGAGGAGGGAUAAGUAACACGGCUGUAUUUGCUCCCAGCUCUAACACGAACCCGGAGAGAAUACCGUCCCGACCUGAUCAACUCUCAUCCUACUAUCCAGGAUUGCGUAGUGAGGGGAGUGGUGUUGAGUUUCCUAUAAAUACCCUGGCCGGAGAUAUUGAUGAAGCAGAUCUUAUUUCACCCACUAGAAGUGAAUAUCCUGGUCCUAGCUCGAGCAUUAUCCCAACAGGGCCGGCAUUCCCUCCUAAAAAUCACCAACCCUUCAUCACCAACAGGUUGAAUAAACUAUCUCUUAUUGCUGGCAAAUCUUCAAGAAUAAUAAUUCCAGCAAAUACAUUCCAGGAUCUAGAGGAUGGGGAUACCAGGGAUCUGAGUUUAAGAAUUGUUGAAUUCAACUCCCAAGAAGAAUUGGAUACUUUAGACUGGAUACAAUACCAUCCUACUAGACAGGAGCUGGUCGCUCUGCCCCUAGAGUCAGAAAUUGGAACUUGGAAAUUUAGAGUUAUUGCAACAGAUAAAGGUGGGGAAUCUGUUGUCGAUGUUCUGGAGAUAAUAGUUCGUCAGCAUUCUAGUUCCCGUGUUUUCCAUCAUGUUUUCAAGCUCUACCUUACUUUAGUAAGUUCCUGGAAGUACCCUCACCCGAUAGACUGGAAAAUUGAGGUUUUGGAGAGAAUUCAUGAAUACUUCGGAGAUAGAGAUCCGAGUAAACUUACAGUUCUUGGUAUCCAGCAAUCUCAGGAUAAUAUUGAGUUCUUCUGGACAAAUGAAACUCUUCCUCUUCAGACUUGUCCAAGAGAUGAGAUACGAGGAAUAUUUAAUCAGAUCAACUCAGGAGGAAGUGUAGCUCCUGGUUUCAAAACUGCUUUUAAGGAGGAUUUUCUGGUCUCUAAGGUAGAUUUGGUGUACAACGGACUCUGUAAGGAGUCUGGCAGAGACAGAACCGAUGAUUCAGCCCGUGUACCUCCAACUGGGUUUGACAACUCAAUGCCCCAGAUACGGAACCCUGUGGAUAAACUAAAUGUAAUGGCCGGAGAACUUCUUCAAUUCCAGGUUCCUGAAGAUAUGUGUUUUGACUCUGAGAACGGUAUGACAAGGUAUCUGGAGCUCAGCCUCCUCACUAAGCAAAGGCUGGAGGUUACUACAGGGAACUGGCUCCAGUUUGAUAAGAAGAAUCAGGAGUUCUAUGGUGUUCCCCUUGAGGGGGAUGUCGGACGCGAAGCGUAUCAACUUGUGUGUGCUGAUACACAGGGUCUCAUGGCUAUAGAUGGUAUAGAGGUCCAUGUUGUUGGGAGACCGUUUGAUGAACAGUUCAAUCUUGAAUUCAUUUUCGUAUUUAAUGAUACGCUUGACGAUGGGACUCGUCUUCUUAAUAACAGGGUACGAUUGAUCAAGACGAUUGCCAAAAUCUUUAAUGAUCCGGACACACGUCACGUAGUUCUCAAGAAUGUGGACCCUAUUUCUUUUGAGGUGACUUGGUAUAAUAAAAGUAUAGAAGACCAAAACUGUCCCAAGAAAUGGCUUCAGAAAACUAAAACAUUUUUAAUGGACAAGGAUGGGAAUCCCCGGCAGCAUGUGAUGCUAAACUUUGCUCCAGAAUUUCAUCUUUCUGAUGUCAAGAUGGUGGAACUAGGAGCUUGUGUUAAAAUAGCUAAACCAGAUCCUACGGAUGAUGCCGACCUGGCUUUCUUCCCCCCUGACCAGGAAUAUAUUCUAACCUUCCUGGUCCCUGCUCUUAUCAUAGUUGCCAUGCUUCUCCUAGCUGUUCUCAUAGCCUGCCUCCUUCAUAGGUAGAAUUAUUACAAUAAUAAUAAUAAUAUUUUUCCUUCU
Messenger RNA from Eurytemora carolleeae, 2168 nucleotides. RefSeq names its product dystroglycan (gene Dg). Bases 57 to 2132 code for a protein of 691 amino acids. The record is from RefSeq and is a predicted model, not a curated record. NCBI's taxonomy places the organism in Eukaryota, Metazoa, Arthropoda, Copepoda, Calanoida, Temoridae. The transcript has 24 exons. Gene Ontology annotation, cellular component: sarcolemma; dystroglycan complex; dystrophin-associated glycoprotein complex. Gene Ontology annotation, biological process: axon guidance; muscle attachment; nerve development. Gene Ontology annotation, molecular function: calcium ion binding; laminin binding.